ACUCUGUUGCGUCGUCGCAAACGCAGUCGAUGCAUGCGCGCUUUUAAAGGGACUCGGAUUUGAAGAGCAGAUGAAUAUAGGUUUACAGGGAAUUUUCUAAUCUACGAUUUUAAACCGCAGGACACAUAUGCCUGCUUGUGAAAGAGAAGAAGAGGGAAACUGAAUUGCUGUCCCUCCAACUUUCCUCGACACUAUGGAACCUUGUUAUGGAACUCUCGGAAGCCCUGUUUGGUGUAGGAGAAGUGGGGCACCAUUCGUUCUCCACCAAAUGUCUAGUCAUUGAAAGGAAUCGUGUCAGUUUUAAAACUUUUAAAUUGUUAUUCUUAGAUAGUUCCCAAAGGAUUGCAAUACAUUAAAUGCAAUGGCUGAUGACAAUGAUCCACUCGGAACCACAGAAUUUAUUAAAGAUAGGCUUUACUUUGCCUCUCUCAGAAGCAAACCGAAAAGUACGCCAAAUACCCACUAUUUCACCACUGAUGAUGAAUUUGUUUAUGAGAACUUUUAUGCAGAUUUUGGUCCUCUGAAUCUUGCUAUGCUAUAUAGAUUCUGCUGUAAAUUGAACAAAAAGCUUAAGUCCUUCACACUGUCUAGAAAAAGGGUGAUCUAUUACACCAGCUAUGACCAACGCAAACGAGCCAACGCUGCUUUCUUAAUCGGUGCCUAUGCGGUAAUCUACUUAAAAAGAACUCCUGAGGAGGCCUACCGGGCUCUUAUCUCUGGAACGAAUGUGUCAUACCUGCCCUUCAGAGAUGCUGCAUUUGGAAACUGCACAUAUAACCUGUCUAUUCUUGACUGUUUACAAGGAAUCCGCAAGGCUCUGCAGCAUGGGUUCUUCAACUUCGAGACGUUUGAUGUUGAAGAGUACGAACACUAUGAGCGUGUGGAGAACGGGGACUUCAACUGGAUUGUGCCAGGCAAGCUUCUGGCCUUCAGUGGCCCACACCCAAAGAGUAAAAUAGAGAAUGGUUACCCUCUUCAUGCUCCAGAGGCCUAUUUCCCAUACUUCAGGCAGCACAACGUGACCGACGUCGUGCGGCUCAACAGAAAGAUCUACGAGGGCCGACGCUUCACUGAUGCUGGCUUCCAGCACCAUGACCUGUUUUUUGUGGACGGCUCCACGCCCAGCGACCUCAUCCUGCGACGCUUCCUGCACAUUUGUGAGAGUUCAGAGGGUGCCGUGGCGGUACAUUGCAAGGCGGGCCUUGGCAGAACAGGCACUCUAAUUGCUUGUUAUCAGAUGAAACACUACCGUUUCACAGCAGCGGAAGCCAUUUCCUGGAUACGGAUCUGCAGGCCUGGCUCAAUCAUUGGGCCACAGCAGAACUAUCUUGAAGACAAGCAGCACAGUCUGUGGGUGCAAGGGGACAUGUUCCGCUCCAAGCAGCGUCAGCAGCAGCUGCGUCAGCGGCAGCAGCAGGAGCGGGAUGUGGCCCGUCUCAUCUCCAGCAUGGACGACGUGUCCAUCAACACCAGUGUCUUCAAGUCCCAGAGCAUGGACGAGAAUGACUUCAGGGUGGAUGGUCUGGGCCUGACUCAGGGAGAUAAACUCAGGGCCUUAAAGGCUCGACGCCAUUCUAGAUCUGCCACUUCUGAAGCACUGAGUGGAAUAAAUCCAGCACAGAGCUCCAUUUCUCCCCCCAAAGCGCCGAAAGCCCCCACCAAUGCUUUCGCCGCCUCCUCCUCCUCUCCAAGACGGCUCACUCGCAGUCCCUCAUCUUCAGCGGGAAACCUUAAAAGCUUAAACCCCAGAUUAGCCCGAUCACUUGGCAACCUCUACGGGGUUGACAACAUGGCUGAGAAUGCAGAUGAUGCCCCAUCCACGCCCUUUGCCUCCGCCUCCUCCUCCCCCUCCUGCUCCUUAGCGGCGUCUUCACCCUCCCUCUCUCCGUCCUUGGGCUUGGGGUUUGGCUACUCCCCCGGUGACCCUCGUCUCCCACCCACCCCAAACUACCACCAGGAGGCCAGCAACAAGCCCGGUGACCGGCCCGUGAGGCCCAGGGUUCCGGCCUUUGCGGCGGGCCCCAGAGGUCCAGCUGGACCCCGCAGAGCCCCGGUGCAGUCUGGGCUCACGGGCCGGCACCUGAGCCGAUCUAUCCCUUCCCUUCAGUCUGAAUAUGUUCACUACUAAAGCCGUUGUGUUGCGCUGACAAACACUACGUGAGCCCUGAGGAAAUCUUUUGCGCAGUGAAGACUGAAGAUCACUACAUCUACUGGAUACAGAAUCGGAUACAGAGUGCAAAACUAAAUUCUUUUCCAACCCCUGAAAACAAACAAACAAACAAACAAACAGGGGUAUCAGGGGAUACAAAACUCUUAUUUUGUAUGUUAACUCCUUGAACUGUACAGAAUUGGAUUUUCUAUGGAUUGUAAUUAUGGCUAGAUCACCAAAUAAGUUGUUACGUAGUUUUGUGCUCAUAAUGUGAUUGUGUUAUGU
Molecule: messenger RNA, 2434 nt
Organism: Sardina pilchardus (European sardine)
Lineage: Eukaryota; Metazoa; Chordata; Actinopteri; Clupeiformes; Clupeidae
Gene: cdc14aa
Product: cell division cycle 14Aa
Exons: 15
Coding region: 362-2128 (588 amino acids)
Biological process (GO): positive regulation of cytokinesis; microtubule cytoskeleton organization; protein dephosphorylation
Cellular component (GO): centrosome; cytoplasm; nucleolus
Molecular function (GO): protein tyrosine/serine/threonine phosphatase activity; protein tyrosine phosphatase activity; protein serine/threonine phosphatase activity
Source: RefSeq, a predicted model, not a curated record